AUGUCUUUCAGCGAGGAGGAAAAUUACGAGAACUCCCUAGGCGGAGGGUAUGGUGAUGAGUUUGUUGAAGCCGACAGAGGUCAGGAAUUUGAUAAUGAGAAUCCUUUGACACCCUAUCAAGUUCAGCGACCGGCAAACUAUUUUACCCCGCCCCAACCUCAACGCCGGAUGCCUAUACAACUUGCCACAAUCCACACGGGUGCUUUAGAUGUUCGUCAAGAGCCCUCACAAGGACCUGCGCCUCGCGUUCCAUCAACCUCUGCAGUUCCUCAAGAGUCUUCAAACCCAGAGAUUAGCGGCAGCCCAGAUCAAGGAAGCAUUCUUUCAAGCCCAGAGAUUAGCGGUAGCCCAGAUCAAGGAAGCAUUCUUUCAAGCCCAGAGGCUAGCGGUAGCCCAAAUGAAGAAAAUGCCCCUUCAACUCCUCAAGAGCAAAGAAGCCCCUCAGCCGUUCCUCAAAGUCCUUCCAUGUCAAAUGACAGCGUGCAAGAUGUUCCGAGUCCAACAGUCGAAUCUGAUAUCGAAGAUAGCUCACCAACAGAUAUCCAGCAUGCAGGUAGAACAGGUGCUGACUUAAUGCCAAGUAUCGAGUCGCCAGACGUCGAAGAUGAGAAAGAUUCCCAGGCUGCUCUUGACCAUGGCAGAAGUCAAGUGGUAGCAAACGAUUUGUACAAUGUGACUCCUCAAAGAUCUAUUUGCGCACCCCUACAAAAUUCCAACAAGAAUCGCAAAUCUAUAUUUGGUAUGCCACAGAAUUCCAAUAUUCGACUUGCCGGAACUUCCAAUCAUCUUCAGACCCCAAAAGAACCACGUCAACAAAGACAACCAGAAGUAGUUGCAAUUGAAUCCGACUCUGACGACGAUUGCGUUAUUAUAAUGAGUAGACCAGCACGUCCCGGAAAGCCAAGGAUAAAUAAUCCGCCUCCUGUUAUAAAGAAUGAGCCAGUCUCUGAUUUGACCACUAAUAUAAGCACACCGAAGAUAGCCAGUGUCAGCCCUGACAAGAGCGUGUCGCCCGAUGAUUUUGAUAGAGAAUUAAGCCCCACCGAAGAAGAAAUGAUCGCAGCUCAAGCAUCAAUCCUUCGCCCAACUAUACAUCGAACUCAAUCUGAAGAGGAAGACUCUCCCGGACCGGUGAGAGAUGGUCGGAAGAGACGCAGAGAUAGCGUGGCGUAUCCCGAGGAUCAAGCAGAUAUUGAUAAUGCUAUGCAAGUCGAUGAAGAUGACAAUAAUUGGAUGCAUGACCAAGAAGAUGGAGGCGACGAUUCACAAGAGGAAUAUGAGAACCUUGUCAAGUUACGAAAUGCUUUAAACAAGGAUCUAGAUAAAGGAACUCUCGGGUUUACCGAAAGAGCUGAGCUCAUCAGGGUCAAUCACACUAUUGCCAAGUUGAAUCGCCUGAAGACUGCUAAAGCUAGGGGUGCUGAGGAUGAGGACGAAGACGAAGACGAAGAGUCGAUUUUCGUCCCUCAAGAAAGGCAUCGAAGAUUUCAAAAUGUUGCCGAUAAUGGUGAAGGCCCAUCUUCAAGACCUGGCGACAGCUUUGAAGAUAUUCAUGAUGAGGAUGCAGGUCUUGCUAGUAUGCUUCAGGAAGAGUUUGACGAUGGUCCUUCCAAAAAGCAAAAGCCCAAGAGAAAACGUCAAGCUCCAGCCAAAAAUGCUCGAGAAUUUCAGGCCAGGGAACAAGCAAAACUUCUUGAGAAAGAAAAAGCAAAGUCGCAAAAGCAAAAGGCCAGUGGAAGUGGUAAGAAAGAAAAGAGAUCCAAAAAGGGGGCUGUUAAGGUCGAUAGAAACAUGAAAGAAGCCAGGUUCAUGGGACAACGCGGAGGACAAGAUGAUAUUGGACAAUUGAUUUUGGAUGAUCUAAUGAAUUGCGAUGCGAUCGGAGAUCGUCUUCAAGAUCCUAUCUUCAAUUGCGCUCCCGAACCCGAACUUGGCGGAACCCGAAAUAAAGCCACCCAACUUCAACAACUUUUCGCCAAUAUUCCUGAAGGUAGUAGUAAGACUAAGGGAAAAUCUGACAAAGCAAAACUUUUGCAAGCUUCUCGAAGUUUUGGUUAUGCACAAGUCAAAGCCGUUCAUGGAAAAUGGCUUGUCAAGGGAAUGAAAUCGACCUUGUACCAUCAUCAACUACUCGGUGCACAGUGGAUGGUUUCUAGAGAACUGAGUUCUGAACCACCUCAUGGUGGUCUACUUGCCGAUUCGAUGGGUCUUGGUAAGACUGUGCAAACUCUGGCUUGCAUGGUUGGCAAUCCACCCACGGAAGAAGAUAAAAAGCGCGGAGUAACGGCGACAUUGAUCGUCGUUCCGUCUUCAGUCAUCUCCCAAUGGUUAGAAGAAAUUCGGAACCAUGUCCACGAAAAAGCAUUCCCCAAGGUGAUGCAGUACAAGGCAUCAAUGAAUAUCCCCGAAGCUGUCCUCAAAGAUUUAGACAUAGUCGUUACUUCCUACACAGAAGUUAUGAAGCAAUUUCCUUUCCCCAACCGUCAGGGCCGAGAAGAUAUUGCUAGGUAUGGAUAUAAAAAAUGGUGGAAAAACGCUCAUGAUCAACUUGGCGACCUUCACAAGAUUAAUUGGCGUAGAGUCGUUCUUGACGAAGCUCACACAAUUAAAAACAACUCUGCCAGAACAAGUUUGGCCUGCCAAAAUCUGAAGAGCGUUUAUCGGUGGUGUUUGACUGGUACUCCCCUUUUAAAUAGGCUCGAAGAUUAUGCUAUGAUGCGCCGUACUAUGAAGACUACGAUCCUCAAUCGACCAAUCAUUACUCUCCCUAAGCCCCACCCGGUUAUGCAACAGCUCAAUUUCUCUCGAGAAGAGAGGAUUAUUUAUCGAAUUACUGAGAACCGCUUUCGUGCAAACCUUAAUGUGUUUUUGGCCAACGGCACUGCUCAACGAGCCUAUGGAGUCUUCUUCGUUCAACUACUUCGUCUUAGACAAUGCACUUCUCACCCUUUUAUGCUUGAACGCACGAUGAGAGAGUCCUGGACUACCGAAGACGUUGAGCGACUUCGCAAGGAGCUUGGCAAAUUCAAGGACUCGAACGUAGCGUUUUACGAGCAAUGCAAGCUUUGGGUUACUGAAAGCGAAGAAGAGAGAGCGGAAGCUAUAGCUAGAGGUGAAAAGGGAGCCGAAGCUAUUCCUUUCGGACUUUCCAAAUUUGGUGAAAGCUUCAAAUUUGAUAGUGCUUUAGAUUCGCUCAAUGAGGAAGAACUUUAUACUCGGAUUACAUGUCAUCUUUGCUCAGAUGUUCCAAAUGAGCCUGUUAUUACUAAUUGCUCACACAUCUUCUGUCAGAGCUGUUUGACCAAUCAUCUACACACGCAGAUGCACCUGUCCGAUGGCGAUGACACGUUCAACGUUUGUCCCAAGUGUGACAUAAUCUUUACCAAUGCCUUGCCCUAUAAAGAUCUCGAAAUUCCUGAUGAUGACGGCAUGGACUCUGGUCACAACCAAGCUCAAGAAUCCGAAAGCUCAUCUAGGGCAAACAAGCGGCGUAAAACCAACAACGACAAUUCUCGUCGUACACAUGGAAUUAAGAGCAAAGGUUUGGAUGCGCUUGAUUUUGAACCCUUUACUAAAGACAAUACUUGGGUUACUAGAUCGGAUUAUGAUCCUAAAUUUCCUCUCAUUCCAAGUGCAAAGACUACGGCGUUGAAAGCUUUGCUUUUGAAAGGGUUUGAAGAGGCUCCUGAUGAUAAGGUAGUUAUUUACGUGCAAUUCCGCACGCUAGCCCGUAUCAUCGGCCGCAUGUGCAAAGCUGAAGGCUGGGGCUUUUUAUACCUCACCGGUGACGCCUCACUCGAGCACCGAAGCAAAGCCAUCAAAGAAUUUCGCAACCGCGACGACAUUCAAAUCCUAAUCGCCGGCCUCAAAUGCGGUGGUCUCGGACUCAAUUUCCCAUUUGCGAAUCGCUGCAUCUCGCUUGAUCUCUGGUGGAACCACGCCGUCGAGCAGCAAGCUUUCGGACGCAUCUUCCGCAUUGGCCAAAAUAAAGAAACGUUGAUGACGCGGCUCGUGGUGGCGAAUUCGGUGGAUAUGCGGUUGUUGGGGAUGCAGAAUUGGAAGUUGAAAGCGUGUGAGAAGGCGAUUGAUAAUAAUGGAUUGAGUGGUGCGAGUGGCAGUGCGGGAGGAACGUUGAAUUUGUCGCAGUUGGCGAGGUUGUUUGGAUUUUUGAAGACGGAUGAGGAUAAUAAUUUGUUGAGAAUUGAACCGGAUUAUGAGGAUGGGGAGGAUGCUAUGGAUGGGGGAGGAGCGUAGGAGGAGCGGAUGAGGAAAGUUGGAUGGGUUGAGUUUGGAUGGUUCUGGGGAUGGAGAUGGAGAUGGAGUAGAUUGAGGCGCGAAUUAAUAUUCUUUGAAGUUUUUGGGCUUGGGAAGCUGGGAAGCUGGGAAUUGAUUAACAAGUUAUUGUUUUUCUUUUUGCUGCAGGCGUUCAUAGGUGCGAGCUGGAGAAAGUUAUUAUUAUCAUUGAGUGAUUUGGUUUUGAGGGGUUCGAG
Molecule: messenger RNA, 4490 nt
Organism: Botrytis sinoallii
Lineage: Eukaryota; Fungi; Ascomycota; Leotiomycetes; Helotiales; Sclerotiniaceae
Exons: 7
Coding region: 1-4254 (1417 amino acids)
Molecular function (GO): metal ion binding; ATP binding; ATP-dependent chromatin remodeler activity
Source: RefSeq, a predicted model, not a curated record